UGCCUCAUUUGACGUUGGAAGCAGAAUAAUCGGACACCGUUUUCACCUGUGCUCGUGCUAGAGGGUGAGCUGAAACAUUACCAACUUGCUAUGGAAAAUCUUAAGCAGUGGGAGAAUUUCGACACGAGAAAACGCUUGCGAUGAAUCACUACUCUCGUGCUCGUUCGCAAGCGAUCGCGUGAUCUUGAAAGAGGGAAAUCCCUCUUCCAUCCCAUGAGGAUCAAUGGACUAACACUCUCACAAAUGGUGCGCGCUCAACUCUCAGUUCUCUCGCUUCUUACUACUGUGGGGAAAUAUGUGACGAAGAGUUGCAUCUUUGCUGUGUUGGAAGGCGAAUGCGAACAAAAACAGUGUCCUGGGAAGGGGAAAAGUUUUGAUAUAUUUAAAUAAACGAAUCCCACCUUGUGAGAGCACGCACGCAGAGUUUCCCAGUCAGUCAGUUCGAGUCGGUUGGACGGUACGGACCGUUUACCCCAGACAAAACGAUACAACGAAAUGCAAAGUUGUCGCUCUUCGUGAACAAAGUGAAUCAAGUGGUAGCGAUAAAGAAGCAAGUGAAAAUUCACGUGAUACAAUACUAUCUAAAGCUCGGAAAAAAUGUGAUAAAAAAGAGGGAAAAUGUGAAAUAGCUACAAAAUAAACCAAGAAAAGGCUAGUGCAAAGAAAAACCCGCGUGACACAACGAAAGAUGCUCGAAACGUUACACCGUCCUGUCAUGUUGAGCGAGCGUUAAUUAAAAGUGAAACAAGUGAGACAAAAAGGUUGGCAAAGAAAAGAAAAAAACAUCUUCUACUCCUACAACUUUUGUUUGUUGGCAAAAUACAAGACCGUGUGAAAGCCUCACCAGAGGAGGGCUUCAAUAGACGGCACCGGCCAAGAAACGCCGUAGGUCGAACGUACGAAAGUUGGAAAGAAUUUAAGAUAUUUUUAGCCAACCAGAAGAAGGAAAACAAAUAAGCAAAAGUACUUCCCGCACUCCAUCUUUACCGGGAGGGAGGGCGUGAAUUAUUCGGGAGCCAAUGGUUUGUGUAUUAUUUCACUGCGGCGAUUUCACAGUAGCGAAAAGUCACGAAACAUCUAUCAAAUUAGUGAUCAUUUGAGCGAUUCUUCGGCGACCAAUGUGACCGAUGUGAAUAUAGCGGACUCGUACAGCAAACUAAAUGCCAACGGGACACACACACACAUACGCAGAUUAGCUACAUUUUGCAAUCCAUUUUGGCAUUUUUCGUGUGUGACAACUAAGACGGAAAAGGAAGGUAGAAGGGAGAGUUACCGGAUGCAUAAGGGCUAGCCGAAAAUAAACCUAUUCCGGCCACUGUAUUGCGUUACGCAUCGUGUUACGCAGCACGUUAGGUUGUGUCGUUUGUUUUUUUCGUUUCCCCCGAAAAACCUUCCCGACUCUGACUCACGUGUUUGAAAGAGUGUGUGUUUGUGUGGAACUGUGAAGAAAUUCCAAACCGGUCGCUUUGGAGGAAUUUUUGAGACGGAAGCACUACGUACCGGGAAGAUUAAUUUGCCACGAGAAAAUGAAAGUUAUUGGAGCUAUUUUUGGAACUGUUUUUUGAGUCAGUUCUGCUGGGCUGUGAUUACAACUGAGGGGAAUGAAAGACUGCUAAAGGCAAAACAGUGAUCGUAACGCUUAUCUAUAUUGCCAAAACAAAAAAGAGCCGUCCUACAGCUUCACCAUGUCGUUCUGUCGCAUUACCGGCAAAUGUCGGUCGUUACCGAAGCCCAACUACUUCCCAAUGCUGCCACCGAUCUCGCCGGCCGCAGCAAAGCGUUUCUGUCGCGUGACGGGUAAAUCGUACGGAUUGCCAUCGCAUCACUUCAUCCCGGUGACGCUCGUGAAACGCGCCCCCGGCACUGACCGCUGCCGGGUGACGAAUGUGUCGGCCGAGCUUGAACCACACCACUACCAGCCGGGUGCGUACGGUAACCGACGGCACGAGGUGCUGUGUGCGUUUCGGUACGUGCUGCCCGUGCUGGACGAUAGUGAUGAGGCGCAGCGUAAUCUUACCACCAUCCUGCAGCAGAAGACGAAACCGCUCGAACAGAGUCUGUACGUGUAUCGGGUGGAUGAGCGCAAUUUCGGGCUCGUUUUUCCGGCCCGCCUCGAGGCGGCCGUCCGCGACGGUGACGUGCGGGACGUGAUGCUGGCGAAGGAGUCCGACAAGCUGCUGAUAAAACUACGCAAAGGUAACAGUGUGAGUGUGCCGCUGCAAAGUUUUCAGCACACGGCACUCGAAUCCGACACGCUGUACGAAGGUGAAGGUCCACGGGAGGAAGUGAUCAAGCGGCGGGAGAAAGAGGACGCCAAGCGUCCGAAACCGAAGGCGAAAUCGAAUCUCUCCAGCAUCGCGAACAUUUUCGAGAGUAAAGAACGGGUAGAGGAGGAACAGAUCGAGCAGGAGCAACGCUUUAUUGAGGAGCAUCGCGAGAAGGCGGUCCGGUUGGCAGCGGAACGGCGUGAGCGCCAGCGUGCGGAAAAGCUACAGGCACUCCGCCUGAAUGAGCAUCUGCUCGAGCAGGAACCGGAACUCGGCGAUCUGGUGAAACCGCUGAUUGAAUCGUGGGAUUGGAACACGCUGGAACGUGAAGCAGCUGAUCGGAAUGCGGAAAGUGAAGGUGUUCGCAGUACGGUCACUGCACUGCCGAAACCGCUCAAUGUACUUCCGGUGGUGAUCGUCACACGGAAGCUGACGGUGGAUGAAGCUCAGCUUGAGCAUUGUUCCGGGUUGGAAGCGGCUUCGUACGUUGGCACGAUCACACCAGCCAAGGUAGAACUGAAGCCGGAACGAGCGGCAGCUAUCGGGGCACUAACACCCGAAAUGCUUAGUCAACUUGCGCAGCUAGAGGAGCGUCUUGCAGCAUCGGCUGAAAUGUUGCCCCAUCUAGACGAUCUUGCCUCCGUCAUGACACACCUGAGCCAGGCACAACCGACCGAAGUGGAUGGUGUGCCCGGUGUGAAGCUGAUCGUAAAUCAUCAAUCCGUAUUCGUUCCCGGACAGAUGGUAAUGGUCGGUGGUAAGCCAACGUUCAUACCCGGUCAAUCAUUCCCCAGCUCGGGAAGUUCUUCCGGUGAGCUUGAGUUUAUACCCGGUGUUACCAUCACCGGACAUGAUGGUGCGAUCCAAUUCAUCCCCGGUGAGGUAACGACGGUCCGGGCAGGAAAACAACCAUCGGCAACAUUCGUCGCAGGGAAAGUGAUCGAAGGGCAAGGGUUCGUGUGUGGUCAGGUGCUGUCAGUGAACGGUGAGCCACGUUUCGUGCAGGGACAAACGAUUGUAACACCGGAAGGUGUGAGUAAGUUCAUCGCAGGUGUUGUGGACGAACGUACGGGACAGUUUGUGCCGGGUCAAGCGAUCGAAACACCGGAUGGAUUACGGUUCGUGCCCGGCCAGACAAUUACCGUGCAGGGUCGGGAACGUUUCAUCCCUGGCCAAAACGUACCGAAUCCAGACGGUAAUGGUGAGCUAGUGUUUGUGCCGGGACAGACGGUUGGUAUCGUCGGUGGAGCGGAUCGUUUCGUGCCCGGUAAAACGAUCGUCACUGCCGAAGGGGCACGAUUUGUGCCGGGACAGUACGUCGGUGAUUCGUUCGUGCCCGGUAUCGUUGAUGGUAGUGGACGGUUUGUGCCGGGUGUUAACAUCGAAACGAAGGAAGGGUCCAAGUUUGUCGAGGGACAGAUCGUUCACACGAAGCAUGGUGAUGUGUUUAUGCCCGGUACUACAACGAUCGGACCGGAAGGUGAAGUGUCGUUCGCGCUGGCUUCCACGAUCGAUGCGGUACGGUUCAGUGAGGCAUCCCCAGUUGGCAUGGUGGUGGAUGGUGAGCGACUAGCGAUCGAAGAACCAUCCCUGUGUGUAUUUGGUCAUCUGGUGCAGAACGAUACGGGGGUUGAGUUUUACCCGGAGCGUAUCGGACGGGAACAUCUUCCGGCGGGCAAGGUGGUACCAGGCAAGCUGGUAAAGCAACUUGCCGAAUCAAAGUUCAUACCCGGUAUAAAGACGGAAGAUGAUGGUUUUAUACCGGGACAGGUGGUACUUACGGAUAGGGGAGAACAAUUCGUUCCCGGUCAGGUGAUUGAAACGUCUGAAGGCAUGAAGUUCGUACCGGGUCAGAUUAUCGAAACGAAGAGUGGUCCCAAGUUUGUGCCAGGCCAAACGAUGGAAACACCGGACGGGCCACGCUUUGUACCGGGACAGAUCAUCAAUACGCGGGUCGGACCAACCUUCAUACCGGGUCAGGUGAUAAGCACCGAUGACGAUGGGGAAAAGUUCGUCCCGGGUCAAAUCGUCGACACGGAUGAUGGGCCACGGUUCGUGCCGGGUCGUGUAGUGGAGUCGGAAAAUCGCGUCACCUUUAUCCCGGGCCGUAUCGUUCAGACAGCGGACGGACCACGGUUCGUAGCACCAGAUCUGAAAGACAACGAAGAUGGGGACGAAGAGUUCUCGGUGCAGAGUUUCACCGUAACGCCCGAGGAGCUGAAGCUGCUGAAACCCAGCCAACCGGCAUAUGGUGGAGCCGUUUCGGGUGAGAGCACGCUUGUAGUUAGUCUGGAUAGUACGAUCCUGCAGAGUCUCGCACAGUCGGGAAUGCCCAUCGGACGUCAGGUGGAAGCUUCCGCCGUAGACUACGUACUCGAGAGCACGAAGGAACGCAAAGCCUUACAACAGUUUCUGGCUGAGAACAGUCUGCCAGGUGCGAAGUUGGACGUACUGGAGAGCAUCUUUGAUGGGUUGAAACAGGUCUGCCGGAAGGUGGAUCGUGAAUCCCUUCAGUACAGUGAUGCGCAUGCACCGAAAGAUGAGACGGUGUGUAAUGGAUCGAUCGGCGUUGUAGAAGCUCUUGCCUCCAGCUUAGCCUCAAUCCUCACCGAAGCUCAGGGAUCCGAUCCGAACGCACCCGAGCGUUCCAUGUACGAGAUGAUUGCGGAAGCGAUCAAGGCAUCCACUGGCGAAUAUACGGUGGAGGAACUGCAGCACGUCAUUCAGUCUCCGGAAGCAGUGGACUACCUGUUCGGUGCUGUUAAUCGUACCAUCGUUAAGAACAACAUCGAUCAAAAGUUACGAACACUGACGGCACUCAUGGAGGAGGAAUCGAUGGGCGAAGAUACUGAACCGGGUACUGGAUCGCUUCCGACCGGAGCGAUUGAGGAGUUCUGUGAGCUACUCGAUAAUAGUGGAAUGUCCGAGGCAUUUGUAAAUCUGCUCAAAAAAGACGAAAAUUUGUUCAAAUCGAUCGUUACCAGCCUGAAGAGUUCCGGUGUGGUAGAGGACAGUGUGAACAUCUCGGAGAUAUUGCAAACUGCAUUGGUAGAUAGCAUACAGGAGCGAGCACAGGCAGCACUAGUCGAGCUCGUAGAAGAUCCACGUUCGCAUGACGCAUUACGCACGCUGCUCCGUAAGUCGGAAGGACUUGCGCACGCACUUGGUCACGCUAAAGAAGCGGAAGCUUUACAGUACCUGCUGACACAUCCGGCCGCUUUGCGUGAUCUCCACAAGGAGGAUGAGCUGUUCACCAUUAUUAACCGUGUUCUGAUCAUGGAACAGUUGGCUGAAGACGAUGACGAGUAUCGGGAGCUAAUGGAUGGACUCGAGCGAACACCCGCGCACGCUACCAAGAGUGACCAGUUGCGGGAACUCAUACGACAGAGUGGAGCUUUAUCGCAUGCACCCGCCCGGCGUCCCGUGAUUGAGUCUUCGCGCGAUGUACCACUUUCGCUGUUCUACACCAACAAUCAGCUAGCGAUCGAGGAGUUCUUCCUGAAGAGUGGUCAAUGUCAGCGGCAGCAGUACCCGAAAGCGUUCCUCAUCAUUAAGCGGGGCAUACAGGCGGUGAUACCGCGUGAGUCUAGCCACGAAGUGUUGGCGGGAAAGAUCGCCUACACUGUGUUGGAUGAGGACGGUAUCCGCCACUUCCAGCCGAUGAAUGUGCUGUCCGCGUUACGCAUCACACCGAAGUUCCUGCACCGGUUCUCGAUGUACAGCUGUGAGGUACAGGAGGAACCGGACUAUGAAACGCUCAGCAGCAGCGGUAGUAGCAGCCAUGAUGCGUUGGAUAAGGUGGAUGAGGCAGCAUACUUCUAUCGACCACUGUCACGAAGAGGAUCGCUGCGUGCACCUGUCACAACACCUGUGAAUGGUGUUGCUCGCAAACUCGAACGGCAGGAAUCGUUUAGUCCGCGGCUGGUAACACGCAAACUUCCUCCAAUAAAUGGGUAUCAUCCGGUAGGCUCAUUGCCACCACUGCAACCACUGUACCAACCGUUGCACACCUUCCCCACCGUCGUCACGCAUCAUCAGCAUCUUCAGCAGCAUGUACCUUCACGACAGCAUCAACAGCAACAUCAACAGCAGUACCAACAGCAUCAUCAUCAUCACACCCAGCAUUACCAUCCUGCAGCAAAGGCAGACAAUGUUAAGCAGACUCUACCGAUGGCAAUGAGGAUAGCGAUCAAGGCCUCGCUAGCACAAGGGCGCGAACCAUCGACCUGCUAUCGCUCCAAUAGCCGGGACUCGAUCUAUCGAACGUCAUCCCGUACUAGUGUCCACGACUGGAGCUGGAAGUGAUAUGUAGUGGUGCUUCAUCGGCUAGCUGUUUGACAGCUGUCACGCUACUACUACUACUGACCGUUGACUUUAGAACGUUUGUCUUUCUUAAUGAUUAGUUAGUUAGAUGAUAAGAACCAUGCUAAGCAACCGUCUUGAAGCUGAACUGAUCUUGAACGGACGUACACACAUACACUUUGGACAAGUGAAACUGUAAAUUACUCCCAAUAAAACCUAUCUGUAGAGAAACGCUUCAAACAAAAAAUGAGGUACGGGUAACCGGGUAAGAACGCGUUAUUUCACCCCGUACGUGAUAUAUCACCGUUGUGCUGACGUUUGCAGUUUGGAUAUAGCGCGGUGCAACAAAUACGAAACUGCGACCUAAUAUUUCAUCCUGCCCGGCACGUACAUUUGAUACUCUCCAAUGGUACGGUAAUUAGUCAACGGAUGGAGACGUUUUGCAGACGUAAAUCAUGCCCCGGCCGGUUGGGGCGCUUGUAGGCGAAUACCACUCAUCAUCGUCUCCACCGAAUAUUGUGCGCCGUGCCGUACUGCGCUAAUGGACUGUGUCGAGUGCGCGGUAGUUUACUGGAGACCUGCAAACACCCGGACAAGGUCAUUAAGAUACUUUUUCAAACGUCAGUAUUGCUACGAGGAUAUCUUUAGCGGUGGUGGGGGGAGGGAUGCGGUCAUAAGAUUUUCCAGUAAUUUCGUUAUUUUUCCAAGUCAUUCCUUGGCGGCGUUAGAAAUCGUUCACAAACGUUAGAACUUUUUGCGCUUGACCCACAUCAGUCUUCUAACCGCCGUACGGCGUUCGGGUUAUGCAAUCUGAAGCAAUAAAGAACAAACAAACAUCUGCAAACAUUUGCUGAUGGAACACCACUUUGAAGAUGUUGGCUAUUUGUGUGCGAAGAGAGUACUCCAUUUCAUCACGCAUUUCAUCAUAAAACUGUUUGUUAUUCUUCAGCUACCGAGCUCAUUGAAUUCUUUCAAAGCUCCACGUGAGUUAAUGGAGAAAAAAUGGUCCUAUCUUACGCUUACUAUUCUGACAGCUUUUCUCCGUACAUGCGUGUACUUACAGCGCAACAGGACAAGGAAGUGUCCACCAUUGGUGUGUAAAUAGCGCUUUGCUGUUUCAUUAGCUCUCAUUAGACGAUCCGGCUUGGACGGUACCCAAAUUGGCUCAUGUGUCACUCACCUCCCGUGUGAUGAUGAAGAUGACGAAGAUGACACGUCGGCUUCACCUGCUACCCAGUGCAAGUGGUGCCCUAUUAGCAGAUUAGCGAUUACCAAACCGUGCACCAGAAACUGUGUAGCCGUAUGUUUCUGGUUUCAUGGUGAUCUGCUGACUUCUGCCACUAGCCGCCCCCCGGUGCGAUGAAGCCAGUGCGUCUGUGCGUUUGUCCGUGCGGUUUCUGCAUAAUGCCACGCGUUGCGUGCCACGACUCGGCAGUGGUAUGGUCCGGUUUGGGUUGCAUAAUUCUUAAAAUAGAUUAUUCCGCUUCGUUCUUCUUCAUCGGUUUGCAACACGUACGCGCACGCACCAAAAACGCAUCAAUCGUUGUACAGGGUGUUUCUGCUAGUGUUGACAUGGAAUCA
This is a messenger RNA of Anopheles funestus (African malaria mosquito), 8150 nucleotides long. RefSeq lists its product as uncharacterized. The transcript has 2 exons. Lineage: Eukaryota; Metazoa; Arthropoda; Insecta; Diptera; Culicidae. Bases 1686 to 6572 code for a protein of 1628 amino acids. The record is from RefSeq and is a predicted model, not a curated record.